GCGAGGCCGCCGUCAGUCCCCUCCGCCACCCGCCGUCCGCCCCGGGUCCGCCCGAAGGUCCGCCCGAUCCGCAGUGCCCGCCACCGCCGCCCGCUGCGCUCCCGCGCUCCGUUCCGCCCCGGCCGCGCCCAGCUGGAAUGCAGAGAUCGCCGCCCGGCUACGGCGCACAGGACGACCCGCCCUCCCGCCGCGACUGUGCAUGGGCCCCUGGGAGCCUGGGCCGCCGCUGAGCCGGCGCCUUCACCCGCCGCCCGCCGGCCGCCGCCGCCUCCUGCCUCCGCCGCCGCGCAUGCCCGCUUCGCCGCGCAGCCCCGCCGCGCAGCCCGGAGCCGGGGCGUUAUGGCCCCAGCCCGACCGGUCGCGGGGAGCGCCAGGCGGCCGACGAGUCGCGCAUCCGGCGGCCCAUGAACGCCUUUAUGGUGUGGGCGAAGGACGAGCGCAAGCGGCUGGCGCAGCAGAACCCUGACCUGCACAACGCGGUGCUCAGCAAGAUGCUGGGCAAGGCGUGGAAGGAGCUGAGCGCGGCCGAGAAGCGGCCCUUCGUGGAGGAGGCCGAGCGGCUGCGUGUGCAGCACCUGCGCGACCACCCCAACUACAAGUACCGGCCGCGCCGCAAGAAGCAGGCGCGUAAGGCCCGGAGGCUGGAGCCCGGCCUCCUGCUGCCCGGCCUGGCCCCGCCGCCGCCGCCGCCACCGCCCGAGGCCUUUGCCGCAGCGCCCGGCCCGGCCCGCGCCUUCCGCGAGCUGCCCCCGCUGGGCGCCGAGUUCGACGGCCUGGGGCUGCCCACGCCCGAGCGCUCGCCGCUGGACGGCCUGGAGCCAGGCGAGGCCGCCUUCUUCCCGCCGCCCCCGGCGCCCGAGGACUGCGCGCUGCGGGCUUUCCGCGCGCCCUAUGCGCCCCGCCGAGCUGCCGCGGGACCCGGGCGUCUGCUACGGGCGCCCCUGGCCGAGGCGCUCAGGACCGCGCCUCCCGCCGCGCCGCUAGCCGGCCUCUACUACAGCGCCCUGGGCGCGCCCGGCCCGGGGCCGUACCCCGGCCCACUGUCGCCGCCUCCAGAGGCCCCGCAGCUGGAGGGCACGGAGCCCUUGGGGCCCGCCGCCGACCUGUGGACCGACGUGGACCUCACUGAGUUCGACCAGUAUCUCAACUGCAGCCGGACUCGACCUGACGCCGCGGGGCUCACCUACCCCGUGGCGCUGGCCAAGCUGGGCCCCCGGGCCAUGUCUUGUCCCGAGGAGAGCAGCCUGAUCUCUGCGCUGUCCGACGCCAGCAGCGCCGUCUACUACAGCGCAUGCAUCUCGGGCUAGGCCCCGCGUCUCCACCGCGCGCGCCAGCUCCUCCCCCAGCUCUCCCGCGGCCGCCUCACUGCCCCCCCUCUCUGUCGCGGACGCGGGUCCCAGGUGCCUGUGGCAGCCCCGCAGGAGCCAUGCCCGGCCCUCGUGCCCGCUGCGCAUUCCCCGGCCACUUUUCAGGGCUCCGUGGCCGCUCGCCUGUAGGGAACCAGUCCUGGGUUUUCCUGCGAGCCCGGGACUAGGACUCCUUGUCCACCCUGCCAGGAUUAUGUUUCUUGACACACCUAAUUCUCCUGCAGUGCAUUUUCUACAAGCAGACUGUUUUUUUUUACUUUGCCUUUUUUAUAUACAUAAUACAAUAUAUUUAAUUUUUAAUUAAACUUUUAAACUUUUCCUUCCAAGGGUUUACCUGAUCAGAAGCAUCAAUGUAGCAGAGCCUUUUCAGUUCGAGGAAUAACAAUGUUUGUUUUUUGUAAGGGAGGAGCUGGGAGCGGGUUUCCCCUCUGGCUCCAUUGGGGCCCCCUUGCCUAGGCCAGUCCAGGCUGCAAUAAAGCCUCUCGGCCCUUCCAGUCUA
Molecule: messenger RNA, 1866 nt
Organism: Choloepus didactylus (southern two-toed sloth)
Lineage: Eukaryota; Metazoa; Chordata; Mammalia; Pilosa; Megalonychidae
Gene: SOX18
Product: SRY-box transcription factor 18
Biological process (GO): lymphangiogenesis; vasculogenesis; angiogenesis
Molecular function (GO): DNA-binding transcription factor activity, RNA polymerase II-specific; RNA polymerase II cis-regulatory region sequence-specific DNA binding
Source: RefSeq, a predicted model, not a curated record